GCCAUCGCCCUAGGCUGUGGGGCGCGCAUCGCUUUCUAUACAGGGGACGUCCGGAGGCUAAUUUCUGACGCAAAAGCGGCUCGUCCGACAAAGUUUUUCACUGUACCUCGUGUCCUUUCUCGGUUGCAUCAGCAAGUGUAUGCCUCUGUAGAAUCCUCCUUUGUGAAACGAUUUAUUUUGGAUUUGGCGAUUCGACAAAAAUUUAAAUUGGUGGAAAGAGGGGUGCUUACUAAAGGCACUCUGUGGGACAUGCUGAUUUUCCGCAAAUUGCAGGCCAUGCUUGGUGGUCGGGUUAAUCUGAUACUCUGCGGAAGUGCGCCCCUCUCUCCGGAAGUGCUACGAUUUACUAGAGUAGCCUUCGGCUGUCGGGUAUGA
Messenger RNA from Protopolystoma xenopodis, 375 nucleotides. The record is from the annotation of a GenBank genome assembly. Lineage: Eukaryota; Metazoa; Platyhelminthes; Monogenea; Polystomatidea; Polystomatidae.